UUGGCGACACCAGUUCAGCGGUCAAACUACCGAAGAUUUCUUCCAUCAGACAAAACAGUUAAAGGAAUCUUUAUUGGAGGACUUACCGGUGGUAUAGAAAUUUGUAUAACAUUUCCGACGGAAUACGUUAAAACACAGCUACAGCUAGAUGAACGUUCAGCGAAACCAAAAUUUAAGGGACCAAUUGACUGCGUGAAACAAACUGUCCGAACUAAAGGUUUUUUUGGUUUGUACAGAGGCCUUUCAGUGCUAAUCUACGGUUCCAUUCCAAAAUCUGCAUUUCGGUUCGGAACUUUCGAGUUUCUCAAAUCACAUGCUGUUGACGAGAAGGGUAACCUACCGCCAGUAAUGCGGCUCUUGUGUGGCUUAGGGGCAGGGCUCUCUGAAGCGGUUUUUGCCGUUACGCCAAUGGAGACCGUCAAGGUGAAAUUCAUUCACGACCAAGCAUUAGAAAAGCCAAGAUUCAAAGGUUUCUUGCAUGGACUCAGAAUGAUUGUCAAAAUGGAAGGACUUAAAGGUCUCUAUCAGGGAGUGACAGCUACAAUGGCAAAACAAGGAUCUAAUCAAGCAAUAAGAUUUUACGUCAUGGAAACUUGCAAAGAUUGGUAUCGAGGUGGAGACAGUUCCAAAACGGUCAGUAAACCUGCAGUUGGCGUCUUUGGAGCAUUCGCAGGUGCCUGUUCGGUUUACGGUAACACGCCAAUUGAUGUCGUCAAAACCCGAAUGCAGGGGCUAGAAGCUAAGAAGUAUAAGAAUACUAUAGACUGUGCAGUACAAAUAUGGAAGAAAGAAGGAUUUUUUGCAUUUUAUAAAGGCACGGUGCCACGACUAAGCAGAGUUUGUCUGGAUGUUGCCAUCACAUUCAUGAUAUACGAUUCGUUGAUGGAAUUUAUUAACAGGCACUGGAAAGUGAAGAGUUGAUC
This is a messenger RNA of Enterobius vermicularis (human pinworm), 923 nucleotides long. The record is from the annotation of a GenBank genome assembly. NCBI's taxonomy places the organism in Eukaryota, Metazoa, Nematoda, Chromadorea, Rhabditida, Oxyuridae.